AGAGCGCGCCAGAGUGCGCUGCGGGCUUCUUUCCCCUUCCCCUUUCCUUAACCCUUCCGGGAGCGGAGGAGCAGGGUGAUGCUGCAGCGCCGACGAGCCGAGCCGGGGCGCUGACUGCCCUGGGCUCCGGAAACUUUGCGCUGAGCGUGGGAUUGACUAGGCAGAGCCGAGCCGGCUAGCUGGCCUGGAAAGGGACGGGGGGAGGGCGGCUGGAGGGAGGUGCGACCCUUCAGCACCCCAGGUCUCAAGCCCAGGGGCUAGAGAGGCGGGGGUGCAGCAGCAGCAGCAGCAGCAGCAGCAGCAGCAGCAGCAGCAGCAGGAGCGGAGCUGUCCCUUCAGCACCACGGACCCAACGCCUGGGCGUUAGGGAGGCGGAGGCGGGGCAACAGGCGGGAGCUGUCCCUUCAGCACCGCGGACCUCUGCCCUCCGAUGAAACCGCCCGGCCCCCUCCCCAGGACUCUGUCUUUUCUCCAGUUUGAGCGGGGGUGUCAGGAGCAGGCGGAGAGCUUUCCUGGGAGGCUGGGGAAGCAAUGAACACUCUUCUCAGCGACUCGCCUCCCAGCAGUGCUAUUUUUUGCCAUCCGCCCUCACCCCCAGCACACGCGCUCGCACACACACGCACGCACGCACACACACACACACAUAGACCUCUCUGGAUUUCUUUGCCUUGAGUCUCCCGAGGCUGUGAGGAGCCAGGCGCAUCUCAAAUCCGAACUGGCAGCUCCAGGCUCUGGAGCCAUGCCCUGCACGGACCCUCAUCUUUACCAAGCUCCUGAGGAAUGAAAGGAACCCAGGGAUCCUCAGAAGGCAGCAGUGAUGUGGACCAACCCCCUGGAGCCUGCACCCUUCCAAGGGCCAUAGGCGACCCAGGGAACCGGAGAGAGCUCCAGACAGGAAAUCCCAGCUUUCCUAAAGUCUCUGUGGAUGCUGACAAAAGGAGACCCGAAUUUUUGGAAGAGCCUGCCCUAGGUUACCCAGCUGCAGAGUGAUUUUCCCCUCUGGCAUUGAACCUACCCCUCCAACCCCCAGCCAUCCAGAGUACCAUGAAGAAUUAUGAGGAUGUGUGACAGAGGUAUCCAGAUGUUGAUCACCACUGUGGGAGCCUUCGCAGCUUUUAGUUUAAUGACCAUUGCAGUGGGCACGGACUACUGGUUAUAUUCCAGAGGUGUGUGCAGGACUAAAUCUACAAGUGAUAAUGAAACCAGCAGGAAGAAUGAAGAAGUAAUGACCCAUUCGGGGCUGUGGAGGACCUGCUGCCUAGAAGGGGCUUUCCGAGGAGUGUGCAAGAAAAUCGAUCACUUCCCUGAAGACGCUGACUAUGAACAAGACACAGCAGAGUACCUCCUGCGGGCUGUGAGGGCCUCCAGUGUCUUCCCCAUCCUCAGCGUCACGCUGCUCUUCUUUGGGGGGCUCUGCGUGGCAGCCAGCGAGUUCCACCGAAGUAGACACAACGUCAUCCUCAGCGCGGGCAUCUUUUUCGUCUCUGCAGGGUUAAGCAACAUCAUCGGCAUCAUAGUUUAUAUAUCAGCCAAUGCUGGAGACCCUGGGCAGCGUGACUCCAAAAAAAGCUACUCCUAUGGCUGGUCCUUUUAUUUCGGGGCCUUCUCUUUCAUCAUCGCAGAAAUUGUGGGAGUCGUUGCCGUGCACAUCUAUAUAGAAAAACAUCAGCAGUUACGUGCCAAAUCCCACUCGGAGCUCCUGAAGAAAUCUACCUUUGCUCGCCUUCCACCCUACAGGUAUAGAUUCCGGAGGCGGUCAAGUUCCCGCUCCACGGAGCCCAGAUCCCGAGACCUGUCCCCCAUCAGCAAAGGCUUCCACACCAUCCCUUCCACUGACAUCUCCAUGUUCACCCUCUCCCGGGACCCCUCAAAGAUCACCAUGGGGACCCUCCUCAAUUCCGACCGGGACCACGCUUUUCUACAGUUCCACAAUUCCACGCCCAAAGAGUUCAAAGAGUCGCUGCAUAAUAAUCCAGCCAACAGGCGCACCACGCCCGUCUGAACUUGACCUCUGCCCUCUGGCCUCCACCCCAGCACAGCGUCGGGGGGCAGCGUACAGAGGCGGUUUUGAGGUUGCAUGGCAUGGUCUUCGUGAUGGUAUUACUUUUUACAAAGAAUGAAACCAAAUGGACUCAGCCCUCUCCCACACUCGGCCCCUGGCCCUCGGGUCCUAACCCCCCCACCCCUCCAUACCUCUCCGCCCCUGGUUCCUCCCCGACUUUUCAAGCCAACCCCACGAUGUCAUUUCUCUCUCUGUGUAUCUGUGCCAGAUGUUCUCCUCUCUUCCUUCUUUACUGGAAGGACCUGCACAUUCUUCCCUCCUUGGAAGAGGACUUUACUCAAAGUCACGGGUGGUGGCUGGGGGGGAUCCCCGAUUCCCCAGGCGCGUGCAAUUGUCCCCAUUGCCCACUCACAUAAAUCCUCGGGACACCAACCGCCCAGGUGGCCCUGAGGGAGGCAUUCACCUUUACGUGUUAGAAAAACAUGACCAGAAAUCAAAGAUGUCAGAGCCCCGAAGCAGCUAAUGUAAUAAGCACUCAUGUUAUUAAAGGUUUUGCCUUGUUGUAACCAA
Canis lupus familiaris (dog) is the source of this 2572-nucleotide messenger RNA. RefSeq names its product calcium voltage-gated channel auxiliary subunit gamma 3 (gene CACNG3). Gene Ontology annotation, cellular component: AMPA glutamate receptor complex; postsynaptic density membrane. The record is from RefSeq and is a predicted model, not a curated record. Bases 1055 to 2002 code for a protein of 315 amino acids. Gene Ontology annotation, molecular function: voltage-gated calcium channel activity; channel regulator activity. Gene Ontology annotation, biological process: neurotransmitter receptor internalization; calcium ion transport; positive regulation of synaptic transmission, glutamatergic. The transcript has 4 exons. NCBI's taxonomy places the organism in Eukaryota, Metazoa, Chordata, Mammalia, Carnivora, Canidae.